AUGAACUUCUUGCGCAGGAGAAAGCAGAGCAGCGAAGACGACGACCUCGUUGACUCAGCGCUGGCGUCCACGUCUCAAGUGCACAAGUCCAGAAAACCGCCCAACACGGCGUUCCGCCAGCAAAGAUUGAAAGCGUGGCAGCCUAUUCUCACCCCGAAGACAGUGAUCCCGUUCUUGUUUUUGCUAGCGGUGGUUUUUGCUCCCUUGGGGAUAGUCAUAAUAUAUGCUACAUAUAACGUGCAAAAACUCGAGGUGGACUAUUCGAAAUGUGGAGAAGAAGCGAGCGACUCUUUCCAGCUGAUCCCUUCCAAAUACACGCUGUACCACUUCCAGGGCACCAGCGAUAAUCCAGAUUUCAAAUGGAAGCUUCAAAAAGGUACAGAUGCUCAGGGUGACGAGAGUCAAACAUGUGUUGUACAGUUUAACUUGCCUAAGGACAUCGACCCUCCUAUCUACCUAUACUAUAAGCUCACGAAUUUCUAUCAAAACCACAGAAAGUACGUGGAGUCGUACGACGUGAAACAACUCCGUGGCGAGGCCCUCAAACCUGACGAUUUGGAUUCUCACUGUAAGCCUUUGCGUCUGCAAACGGUGGAUGGGGUCGAGAAGGCUGUUUAUCCGUGCGGAUUGAUUGCGAACUCAUAUUUCAAUGACACGUUCUCCAGUCCUGUGUUGCUCAACCUGAAGAGUGGCAGCGAUAACGAAACAUAUAUUCUAUCUGAAGAGGGCAUUACCUGGCCUUCGGAUAAGAGCCACAAGUUCAAGAAGACAUCAUACAGUCAUACCGACAUUGUGCCACCACCAAACUGGGCAAAAAUGUUUCCUGACGGUUAUAAUGAAACAAAUGUGCCUAACGUGCACGAAUGGGAGCAUUUGCACAAUUGGAUGAGAACGGCUGGAUUACCCGAGUUCUUGAAGUUGUACUCCAAGAACACCACAGAAAAGAUCUCCUCCGGUACCUACGAAAUGAAUAUAGGCAUGAACUAUCCAGUCACCAUUUUUGGAGGAACGAAAUCGUUGGUAAUAAGCACGAACUCUGUGCUUGGCGGCAGGAACUUGAGUCUAGGUGUGAUUUACAUCAUUGUUGCAGUGAUAUCGUUGGUAUGCGCAAUUGCUUUCUUCCUUCAACACUUGAUCAAGCCACGCAAGGUCGGUGACCAUAACUUCUUGCAGCAAGAUGGUGGUGCUUUUAGAGACGGUCAGCCUAUCGCUUUCAGAGAACAACUAUAG
This is a messenger RNA of Candidozyma auris, 1230 nucleotides long. It is a transcript of the gene CDC50, whose product is annotated as aminophospholipid translocase regulatory protein. The coding region runs from base 1 to 1230 and encodes 409 amino acids. The record is from RefSeq and is a predicted model, not a curated record. Lineage: Eukaryota; Fungi; Ascomycota; Pichiomycetes; Serinales; Metschnikowiaceae. The transcript has a single exon. Gene Ontology annotation, cellular component: endoplasmic reticulum; Golgi apparatus; plasma membrane.